AUGUUGAGCAAGCAGACUGUGAGGAAGGCGGCCAUCGUCAGCACGCUGCUGGCCAUCGUCAGUAACGUCUUCAUCUUCACGUUCCCGUCGAUCCACCCGACAAGGUGCUCCUGGCACUGCAGCAGCAGCAGUACCACUGGGGAGACCGUCGCUCCUGAGGCGUUGGCCCUCUGGGAGAAGGCACUGUUCUACGCCAAACGAUACGUCAGCGACGUGGUUUAUCAAACAUUACAAGCAGAAGAGGCAACAGACGAGGGGGACAUCCACAUGAUGGCGUUUGGUGACCCGCAGAUCAAGGGUAUCUGGCCCAACACACCGUACCGGUCUCGCCUGGAUAUAUUCGGGAACGACCACUUCCUUGGACACAUCUACUCGACAAUGAGCAAGCGGUUGCACCCAGACUACGUCGUCGUCAUGGGCGACCUCUUCUCGUCGCAAUGGAUCGGGGACUCAGAGUUCUACAACCGUACGAGACGGUACGUGUCCCGCCUCUUCCACAGGGACACUACCCCAUUGGAGGCCAUACAAAGGGAGAACCACGACGAGGACGGGCUGUACAAAGUUGACUGGGACGCUUGGGGGAAACAGUUUGAGAGGGAGGCGCAGAACAACACCUUCCAAUUCGGGUUCCAGGACAUCCAUUCUUGGGAUCCACAACGGGAUGAGUUCCUCAUGGUCAACCUAACGGGGAACCACGACGUUGGGUACUCUGGUGACGCGACGUACCAGCACUUGGCAAGGUUCCAGCAGAUUUUCGGGAAGGACAACUACUGGAUAGAGUACAACGCCGGCACGGACAAGGCAUGGCGGAUCGUAGUACUUAACGACUUGCUUCUCGAGGGACCCGCAUUGCAACCAGAGUUUGUUCAGUACACGUGGGAGUUCCUAUAUCAGCUGUUCGAGAGGAACUUCGACGGCAGCACGGUCCUCCUGACACACAUCCCAUUCCAUAAGGAGGAAGGUCUCUGCUACGACGGACCGGAACUCAGGUACUACCCGGAGGUCUUCGAAAGGGAACCUUACAAGGCGAACUUGCUCAGAUCGCAAAAUCACAUCAGCGAAGAGGUCACCAACAAAGUGUUCAACUUGGUGUUCUCAAACGAUAAACCGGGCAUCGUCCUCGUCGGUCACGACCACGAGGGGUGCGAGGUCGUCUACAACAGGUUCAACGACCAAGGUGAGUGGGUCGCCGCGAAGGAUACAGUCGAGGGUGCGGAUUAUCACCUAAAGGAGGUCACCGUGCGGUCCAUGAUGGGAGAGUUCAACGGGAACACAGGGCUGCUCACGGGCCAUUUCAACACGAACCAGAAACAGUGGGAGUGGACAUUCACUUUGUGCCCCUUUGCCAUACAACACGCCUGGUGGUUUGCCAAGGCGGCUGCCUUGGUGGCCGGGUUCGUUUGGUCCUUGUACAUAGUAUUGUGA
Messenger RNA from Huiozyma naganishii CBS 8797, 1425 nucleotides. It is a transcript of the gene TED1, whose product is annotated as Ted1p. The record is from RefSeq and is a predicted model, not a curated record. Gene Ontology annotation, cellular component: endoplasmic reticulum. The coding region runs from base 1 to 1425 and encodes 474 amino acids. The transcript has a single exon. Lineage: Eukaryota; Fungi; Ascomycota; Saccharomycetes; Saccharomycetales; Saccharomycetaceae. Gene Ontology annotation, biological process: GPI anchor biosynthetic process.